Scatophagus argus is the source of this 4278-nucleotide messenger RNA. Its product is annotated as probable G-protein coupled receptor 173. Gene Ontology annotation, cellular component: plasma membrane. NCBI's taxonomy places the organism in Eukaryota, Metazoa, Chordata, Actinopteri, Scatophagidae. Gene Ontology annotation, biological process: G protein-coupled receptor signaling pathway. The transcript is spliced from 2 exons. Gene Ontology annotation, molecular function: G protein-coupled receptor activity. The record is from RefSeq and is a predicted model, not a curated record. Bases 1237 to 2448 code for a protein of 403 amino acids.
UCUCCGAAUAAAACCGACGCUUUCCGCGAAUGUGCGAGCUGCCUCAUUGCAAGCAGCCAUAAUUGGGAUUAUUCAGGAAUAAUUCGCCUAAUCCGGCCGCGUUGUUUUUGUUUUCUAUUUUCUUUUAAAUUGUUAUUGUGAUCAUUAAAUCAUGAUCUCGACAGCGUCGGCGAUGUGAAUCCCCUCGUGACAUCGCUGGAUUUGUCAGGAGGGGGGGGGGGAGACAAAAAAAACAUGUAUUUGUUCUGUCAUGGAGGCUUUUUAUUGAGGACUAUUGAGAUGUAGUCCACCUUCGCUGGACAGCAAAACAAAGACUGCAUAUUAACAGAUCAGGGUAAAUACAUCGCCUUUUUUUGACUGAAAGAUGGGGGAAAGCGACGUAUCGAGGCUGCUGUCUGUGUGGACUAAUUGUUCCGGUGCCACUAGCCAAUAUACAUGCCAAGACGAUUCAUUUAGGGGAUGCGCGAUCUUUUUUUCCUCUCUAUCGUUUGUGGGUGGGUUAUUGUAAGCACCGAAAAUCUGACAUCAUUUGGAUGUAUGAACAGAGCGAGAUAUAUAUUUUUUUUAUCGCGUCUGUUUCUCGGCUUCUGGAAAUCCACGUUCGACGUGAUGCAACAUAAAAUCUUUUUUCUCGGAUGAUAUUCAGACACAGACCAAACCAACACAUCCCUCUCCACGAAACUGUAAAAAAGGGGUGGCAGUGGUGAUGUUUUCUUUUUUCUUUUUAAAAUACAUAUACAGAUAUACACGUCUCUUUAAUGUGGCUUAACGGCAGAGUCCUCAUCCCGGAUUGUUUGAUCAGCUGUUGAUUAUUAGAUAGCCUCUGCCAUCUUAUGCUUAUUAUAUGUUGCUCAGUGCGAUUUCCUCGCGAUGGAUUUAUGCAUAACAGGUGUUGUUUGAGCCCGAGAGCACAGCAAGAGCAUGAGGCUUUAUUAUGUGUUUUUGUCUCGAUUUAACACACAGUGAAACAAAGCGACUGGGAUCCAUUUUUUUGUUGUUUGUUUUUGCCGUCAAAGAAGAGCAGCCACCCCCCCCCCCACAAAAAAAAAAAAAAAAUGAGGGGAUGAAAGGUGGUGAGGUUGUGGACAAAGAGGAAAGAUGAGUCUGUCGUGUAGAAAAGAUCCUCACGGCCUCUCCUUGUAAAGACGAGGGAGCCGUGGGAGACGACGGCUGUAGGAGGAUCUGUAGUGUUUAUAAAGGGCCCGAACCAGGCAGGCUCUUGUGGAAGGGGAUAGAAUGGCUAACCAGAGCUUUGCCAUCGAUGGCCCCGGCAGUCUGCUGGCUGUGCUGGCCUCACAGAGUGGACUGGCUAGAAGCAGCAGCAGCAGCAGCAGCAGUAGCGACAGCAGCAGCAACAGCGGAGGAAUCUCUGCCACAGAUGUGUCUGCCUACUUUAAGCUGGUCUUUUUGGGCUUGAUCAUCUGUGUCAGCCUCGUAGGCAACCUCUUGGUCUCCUUGCUGGUCCUACGAGACAGGACACUUCACAAGGCUCCCUACUUCUUUCUCCUGGACCUGUGCCUGGCCGAUGCAGUUCGAUCUGCUGCCUGCUUCCCCUUUGUGCUGGUUUCUGUCCACAACAGCUCGGCCUGGACUUACAGUGCCUUGAGUUGUAAAGUUGUGGCUUUUAUGGCUGUGCUGUUUUGUUUUCACGCUGCCUUCAUGCUGUUUUGUGUGGCUGUCACCCGCUACCUUGCCAUCGCCCACCACAGAUUCUACGCCAAGCGCAUGACCAUCUGGACCUGCGCCGCCAUCAUUUGCAUGGUGUGGACUCUGGCUGUCGCCAUGGCGUUCCCACCUGUCUUUGACGUGGGGACAUACAAGUUCAUCCGUGAUGAGGAUCAGUGCAUUUUUGAACACCGCUACCUGAAGACCAACGACACCCUGGGCUUCAUGCUCAUGCUGGCAGUGGUGGUCCUGGCCACCCACGGUUUCUACGCCAAGCUGCUGCUGUUUGAGUACCGGCACCGCAAGAUGAAACCUGUCCAGCUAGUGCCAGCUAUCAGCCAGAACUGGACCUUCCAUGGUCCUGGGGCCACAGGUCAAGCCGCAGCUAACUGGAUUGCAGGGUUCGGUCGUGGUCCCAUGCCACCCACUCUGUUGGGCAUCAGGCAAAAUUUACACAAUCAACACCGGCGGCUGCUCGGGAUGGAAGAGGUGAGGUCAGAGAGGAGGCUAGGCAGGAUGUUCUACACCAUCACCCUGCUCUUCCUGGUCCUCUGGGCUCCCUACAUUGUGGCGUGUUUCUGGAGGGUGUUCGUAAAGUCCUGCACCAUCCCUCACAGGUACCUUUCCAUCACAGUGUGGAUGAGCUUUGCUCAAGCCGGAGUCAACCCUAUCUUCUGUCUCCUGCUCAACGAGGACCUGAGAAAAGUGCUGAGAGCUCACCUGCCAACCUACUGGAGGACUAAACAACACCUACCCCAGGACGAGGCCUACUGCAUUAUGUGAUAAGAUGUGAAGAGAAUGUUUCAGGUCUUAAAUGGAAAUUUGGAGAAUAGACGUGAUGUAAUGCACCUUGGUUAAGUGUCUGUUAUGUUGUUUUGCACAACAAAAUCCAAUUUUUGCCAACAAAUGCAGGCACAGUGCUAUUUCAAUACGAAUGUUGAGUUUUGUGUAAAUGUGUCCGGUGCAAUGGUUUGAGCCAAGAGGCCAAUAGAAAAGCCCCGGUAACACUUAAACGGUUUGCAUUUCUGAUGAUGUACUGUAUGAUUAAUGAGUAGGGAAAGAUCACAACAAUCACCGCUCCAACUAAGUGUGACAGAUGCCAUUUUAAAAUAACGUUGCCUUAUUUCAGUGGGACACGCCCCAGAGCUUUCGACAGAGAAUUAGUUUCUGUGUCAGAUGAGGCACUAAACAGAUAAACAGAGAGUUGAAAUCCUUGAAGAAAUGUGCUGUGGACUGUGAAUAGAAAGUGUUAAUCAGAGCCUUACUAACUCUGAAACACAUCAAGGAACUCAAAAGGGUCUGAACGGAUUGGUAGACCACCCUGGACGCCUUUUCAUGUAAUUCAAAGAAGACUGCAUAUUGAAUGGACCCAAUAACCUUGGAUACAUUUAAAUAGCUGUUGUGAACCCAAGAAGCCCCUAACAUGCUUGAUUUUUUGGACUUGAUUUAGGGCGUGUCAGGUUUCUUUGUAUCAUAAAAAAUUGCCUGUUUUCCUUUAUUUGUAAACUAUACAUGUUAAGCAGAUGACACUAUUUUGAAAUAUGACUUGAUUUCAUAUUGUAUAGACUGUACAGGAAUGUAUAUUCCUGCUUGUGUGUUUUUAUAUAGCAACUGUGUGUAUGUGUGUGUGAGAGGAAGCGGUAGAGAGAUAGGAGAGGAAGGAGGGAGGAAGAUGUGAGGAAUAAUGACGAUCGAAUAGGUUCCAGUGAUAUUGAGUCAGUAUGAAAGCAGCCUCAUCUUGGUGUCCCAAAAUCAUACAAAACUGAACAAUCAUCAUAUGGAAAUUUAUCCUUUAAAUGGAUUUCUGUGACUGAAAAUGUAGUCUGAUUUUUUUAAUGGUAAUGUACAAGGGAAUGUGAACUACAGAUGGAUAAUGAAAAAGGGGACAGAAUAAUUAGAAAACAACACUUGCACGCUGCAAACAGCCCACAGGAUUUAAUGACUUGAAUGGCGAUGUAAAUUAUGUCGGUUUAAAAAAAAUCAUUAGCAAAUGAACAUUUAUUCAUUUGUUUAUUUAUUUAUUCCACAAAGGAUGAUCUUAGGAAUGUUUUAGAGUAUGCUUUUACUCUCUGUCACCAGAACGCAGACAAAGAAAAAAAAAAAGAAGAAGAAGAAGAAGAAAUGAAGUGGUACUUAAUGUGAUGGAUACUUGAAUGUUAAAAGGCCCUCUUACAUUUCCCCCCUCAACAACCAUUUGAGUGUCCUGGAUCACAGGAAUUUCAAAAUUUAAACGUCAGCCUGGACACGACCCCAGAGAUGUUUGGUGUAUGGAAACCGGCUUAGACUACGUUGUUUCUCCAAAUUACGAUUCAUGUAAUACAAAUGUCAAACCUACAGUAUGUUAGGCAUAGAUAUAUUUGUGCAGUCAAUUUUCUAAAUGUGGACACUUGCACAGCAUACUGUAUUAGCAUGCAUUCCACUGCAUUUCAUAGAUUCAGGACUGUGGAUUACAACUUGUACAGAUGUUGAUAUGGAAAGAAGAAGUGAAAAGCGAACUGAGGUCCAUAAUUUUUACGUCUGGCAUUCCUUCGCGAGAUGAUAUUCUGUAACUGUACAGUUAAACUGAGGUGGUUCUUUUGCCCACUCAUCAAUAAAGACUCUACUUUUGAUGCA